Sander lucioperca (pikeperch) is the source of this 5655-nucleotide messenger RNA. It is a transcript of the gene rgs3a, whose product is annotated as regulator of G protein signaling 3a. NCBI's taxonomy places the organism in Eukaryota, Metazoa, Chordata, Actinopteri, Perciformes, Percidae. Gene Ontology annotation, biological process: signal transduction. The record is from RefSeq and is a predicted model, not a curated record. The transcript has 24 exons. The coding region runs from base 203 to 3721 and encodes 1172 amino acids. Gene Ontology annotation, molecular function: protein binding. Gene Ontology annotation, cellular component: nucleus; plasma membrane.
ACCACGAAGUUCAUAUUUUUAUCAUGUAUAAAACAUCAAUGUGAAUUCCUUGCAGGCGUUGGUAUAGAAGUCUUUGCCAGUUUACACUCUCAAAAAAGUGUCUUCAGUUCCUGUUUGACCUAAAACCUCCUUUUUCCCACUUCAAGUAAAAAGUUGCUGCAACCAUCUGGUCUACAGUGGCAGCUAGCAUGCUCUCUCCAAGAUGACCUGUCUCAGAGUCUAUCUGCGGAAGCCCCCUGCCAGUUUACCUGAGACAUCAUCCUUCCUCCUUAGGACCCAUGGUCAGCUGAAGCUGUCAAUCAUCCAGGAGCAAGAAGUUCUUGUUGUUAGCGUUUUGGAGGCUAGGGCCAUGGUGGAAGAGUGCCAUGGGCCAUGUGAUUCUUAUGUUAAGAUUGGCAUGUUUCCAGACAGUGAUCCAAGCGACAGACAGAAGACUCAGAUGGUUCCUCACUGUAGGAACCCCAUCUUCUUACAAACCUUCUACUUUGUUAUCAGUGAGGGGGACCUUCAUAAGAGACUGCUCUUCACAAUGUGGAACUCUGACUCCACAACAAGGAUGAGUGAGCUGCUGGGUUGCAUGAGCUUUGGUGUGCGCUCCCUUAUGGACAAGGAGGUUCAAGGAUGGUACUACCUACUUGAGGAAGAGCUGGGGAGGAAAAAGCAUCUUAAAGUGCCCACACAACUCAACCACCCCUCCACUGAGGCUGUGCUGUCAAACCAUGGUGCUGCCACCGAGACCAAUCGCCCUGAGAAUAUGCAAUGCUUAACAGUGACCAUCCUCCGAGGAAAGGAUGGAUUUGGCUUCACAAUCUGCUCGGAUUCCCCUGUGAGGGUGCAGGCUGUUGAUCCAGGGGGUCCAGCGGAUCAGGCAGGUCUGCAGCAGUUGGACACUCUCCUGCAGCUAAAUGGUCAGCCAGUGGAGCAGUGGAAAUGUGUGGACUUAGCCCAUGCUAUCAGAAACAGCGCCAAUGAAAUCAUACUGGUGGUGUGGCGCACAGGCCCUUCAGCUAAGCCUAAUUUUGAGGGCCUCAUCCAUCGGCCCUCCUACAAGCCGUCCACCUCAAACUAUGAUGCCCCCUCACCCCCCACUCGCAGGCGUGCACCAGAUGUUGGAACUAGCAAAACCCCUCCAGCUGUGCCGCCUCUCCCAGCCCACCACCGUGCCAGCGCCACCCGCAGGCUGCUGGUCAACGGCUCCGAAGCUGGAAAUAGCAGUGGCAUAGGUGCAGGUACCCUGGGCUGGGGGGCCCAGGGAGGGUCAGCCGAGGAGCUGGAUGGGAAACCGCGACACCUCCAUCACCCUCACACUGCCACACUGAAAGGGACCAGGGUGAAGGCAUCCAAUGGGGACAACUACAUCAUCCUGGCCCCCAUCAACCCUGGAAGCCAGAUCUUGAGGCCUGUUUACCAAGACAACCAGGGAACAUUAGCUGCCAGGUUAUACCCCACACGACAGGCCUCUGGUUCACAGCUCCAGGGUGGUGGUGGGGGUGCUUUUUCUGGAGGUAUGAGUAGUGGAGGUGGUGGUGGUGGUGGAGGAGGUGGUGGGGGUCUCUCCAGCCGUACUGGCUUCCUGCGCCGGUCUAACAACUCCAAGACAACAAAGACGGCAUCCACCUCCACUAACAUUGGUGUACCCAACUACCAACAGCAGAAUUCCAACUUUGCUAAUUACCAGAACUGUACCAUUGUCCGCUCACACACUCCACAUGGCAACUACGGAUAUGUCAAAGUGGCACCCAAGAUCCUUAUCUUCCCCAUCUUUGUUCAGCCUCUCGACCUGUGCAGCCGAGCUCUCAUCCUAUCCGAGGAGAUGAUCCUGCAUGAGAGCAAGCACCACUCUCUCAAGGUUACAGUGUUUGUCUACAGUGACCUGAUGCUGGUGACAAGAGAAGAUGAGCCAGGCAGGUGUAAUGUCCUUCAGAGUCCCCUGUUCCUUCGACAGCUGAGGCUCCAGGAUGAUUAUGCUGAAGAACUGAGAUUCUACCUUAUUCACAUGACGGAGAAGUGUGACUGCCUGCUUAGCCUGGAAGCCUAUUCAGCCGACCAGAAGCGCCGCGUGUGUCAGUGCCUGAAGGACAACAUUGACAAGCAGCUCCAGCUUCACAGGAGGGAGCCUUCAUUUCCGCAUUUUGAGCAGAUGUUGGAGCCUAAGUUAGAUGACCCUUCCUGUGAGCUGGGCGGAGUAGGAGGUGAUGUGUGCCUCCAUCUGCCCACCCGCAGCUCAGAAGGUGAGGAAAGCAGCCUGUAUCCAUCCAGUCCUUCAGAGCCCCCAACCCUGGGCAGUCCUCACCCCUCAGAUCCUCUCACCCCUUUGGAUGAGAUCUACAUGCCUCUCGGGGGUCUGGUGGGAUCUGAGGAGCGACAUAAGGUGCCUCCCACACCACCUCCUUCCACCGAGGGCGAGGAUUGGAGGAGCAUGGAGGGGAACGAGAUGGAGCUCUGGAGAGAGGCGAAUACUUUGGAGAGCAGGAGAGAGGAAGAGGAGGAUGAUGGGGCCAGCAGAAAGAGUGCAGGAAGUGAGGGGGAAGAGAAAGAAGAAGAAGGAAGAGAGGAGGAGGGAGAGAGGAAUGAAGAGGAGGUCAACCUAAACCUGGUGGUGUCAAACACAGAUGAGGACAACGCCUCGGAGCCACUAGACACCAACGCUCCCCCGUCCUCCUCCUCAUCCUCAUUCGUCAUCCCUGAACUACGCCUUGAUCGCUCCUUCAGCGCCGAUGCCCUCUCCUCGCCCAACACUGACGAAGAAGAGUACGAUGAAGACGAAGACGAGGAGUCCGAUGAGGAGGAGGAUGAAGACGACAGUGACGAUGCCUACCUGCAGCGUAGUGACAGCAAGCGCCGCAGCAUGGUGGAGGGGGCCACCUGUGAGAAGCAUGGAGGAGGGGGGCUCAGUGUGCAGAAUUCCCUCCGCAGGCGCACCCACAGUGAAGGGAGCCUCCUGCAAGACCCCCGCACGCCUUGUUUCACCUCCGACAACGCCAUCAACUGCCUGGAGGCGGGGGGAGCGCACCACAAGGGCGGCUGGACACUCCCAUCACCUAAAACCCUGAAGAAAGAGCUGACCAAGAACGGAGGCUCCAUGCAUCAGCUGUGUAUGCUGUUCUCUGGGAGGAAGCUGAGCUCCGGAUCCCCCUGUAGCUGUGAGGUCAGCCCCGAAGGAACAAAGAAGAAGAAAUCCAAGAACCUGGCCAAAGACAUGAAGAAUCGGCUGGCUUUCCUGCGGAGGAGGAAUGAAUCCCCAGGAAGCAACCCAGCCAGCAAGUUAGACAAAUCUAUGAAGUCAGUCAAGCCCACCCCAGAGGAAGCACUGAAAUGGGGGGACUCACUUGACAAGCUGCUGACACACAAAUAUGGUCUGGCAGCGUUCAGAGCUUUCCUGCGCACAGAGUUCAGUGAGGAGAAUCUGGAAUUCUGGCUAGCAUGUGAGGAAUACAAGAAGAUCAAGUCGCAGUCCAAGAUGGCCUCAAAAGCCAAGAAAAUCUUUGCAGAAUACAUCGCGAUCCAGUCUUGUAAAGAAGUAAAUCUGGAUUCGUACACCAGAGAUCACACUAAGGACAACCUGCAGAAUGUGACACGCUCCUGCUUUGAACUAGCGCAGAGGCGGAUAUACGGGCUGAUGGAGAAGGACUCAUACCCCCGCUUCCUGCGCUCAGAACUCUACGUGGACUUAAUCAACCAAAAAAAGGCCAGCUCCACUCCGACGUCAUCUUCGUCAUAAGAGACCAGAAAAAGAUCAAAGGAGAAGAUGAUGAGAGAGAAAAAACGGGGUCAGACUUGAAAAAAAUAGUGGGUGGGUGGGAUGUGAGGGUCUUUGUUUGCCUUUUUUACAUUUUCUUUGUGUAUGUCAUCCUGUCCACUAUGAUUUUUGUUGUUGUUGUGGUGUGAGAGGACGUGGAAAAGCUAUGGCACUGCAAAGGAAUGUAGUUUACACAGUUACCAGGUGGAUGGAUGAAUGAAUAGACUGAUGAAUGGAUGGAUGGGUGUUCCUAAAAAUACAGAAGCCAACAUACGAGGGCUGGAGCAGGAGCUGGACGCUUGUCUGAUCACUGUCUCUCUUUUUUUUGUGGUGUCAUUCUUUUGGUUGUGUUUUUGUCCAGUUGUACUGGAGAAAAGGAGGGAUUGCUCAGAAAACCCUGCAGACAUGAAGACAGUCCGGCACUGUUUUGUCACUUUUUUCCUUAAUUUCCCUUUAAAACUCCCGCUUUAAAUUCCCUCCUUACCUCCGCCACAUUCUCUGUGAAGCCACUUCAAAGCUGUCGGUACGACACAAAGUCCUUCAUGUUUUUUUUUUUUAUCAGGCUCCAAACUGUAUGACGGAGGGGGAAAAAAAACAAAAUGUCUGAAUGAAAGCUAGCGUUAUCGCUCUGUUUCACGUGCAUCUCUGUAAAACACCUACACUCUCUCAAAGCUUCUAUAAACAGCUUUCACCUUAUUCAGUUCAUCCCAAGACUGCGGAAAGCGCUCAACAGGGACAACGACGGAGACAGCAACGGGCAAAGAACACAAACGUAUAAAUAACGGAUGGACUGGAGCUGUGAAGAAAUGAAGAAAUGUGUCAUUCUCACAUUAAAAGACAUUCAAAGUCACAUUCAAAGCCAGUAAUGGAAGAAAAAGACGACUUGCCUUCUGUCUCCAAAGACUGUUUACAACAAGGAAUGAAAACUGAAGAAGAAAAAGGAAAAAAAAGUUCUGUGCAGCCAAACGACAUUUCCUUUAACAUAGUAGCUCACUGGACUAAUCGAGGAAGCAUUCUCAGGACAUUGCCAUGACAGGUUCCAGCUUGGUUUAUUCUGUUUUUCUACACACACACACACACACACACUGUUUUUAUAUGUUUUAGGGUUCCAACCUGCACUCCCUAGUUCUACUGAGCAAUACACAAGAGGUUGCUCGUUUCAUAAGAUAUUGCUUCAUGUUGUACAAAAGUUUGCCUAUUUAUUUAGAUUAACUUGCUGGAUGCUUCUACAGACACCCUCACCUCCUCUAAAGCACUCCGCUUAAAGCUCUCACUUUCCUCUUAACCACCAAACAGGUCCAAUGCUGUCCUGAACUUUAAGUGCAAUAUUGUUUUUUUUAUUUUAUUAUUAUGUUUGGUUUGUUCAUUUAUUUGGAUCAUUUUGAACUUUUAUGGUGAAGACGAACGGCUUAAGCUCUGUAUUAACUUUAUUUGUUAAGAGAAAAAAAGCGUAGAGCUAUAAGGUUGAUUUACAACGUAAACUUUCAAGAACCAUAAGUAGUUUAAUGAACUUUAAGCAAAUGAUUCUAACUCUGUUAACCCCCGGCAGCAGGCAGCUGGGGGUCGUUAUGGUUGUAAAUAUAAUUCUUUUAGAAAACUAUGUGAUAACACAUUAAAAACAAACAAAAACAAAACAACCCAUAGGUCUCUGCUGGUGAAUGUGGGACCCAGCUGUAUCUAUGUAAAUAUGAGAGACUCAAAAGUAUAAGAUGACAUACAUUGUUUAAAAAAGUAGGUGAGCAAGAGCAGGUACAAUCUGCUCUUUCCCUGGUCAUACACUGCUUGUAAGGAGUUAUGAAAUGCAUUUUAUCAUUUUCACUGUUUACAAUUCAAAAUGCAUCUCCUAUGAUAGCAAGUGAAAACAGUAGAGUACAUUUGGUGUCAUUGCUAAUGAUAAAUAAACCAACCAACUGAUG